Messenger RNA from Acanthochromis polyacanthus (spiny chromis), 6805 nucleotides. It is a transcript of the gene ly75, whose product is annotated as lymphocyte antigen 75. The record is from RefSeq and is a predicted model, not a curated record. The coding region runs from base 219 to 5426 and encodes 1735 amino acids. NCBI's taxonomy places the organism in Eukaryota, Metazoa, Chordata, Actinopteri, Pomacentridae. The transcript is spliced from 35 exons. Gene Ontology annotation, molecular function: signaling receptor activity.
GUGUAAACCGGAGGUGGUUGUUGGCAGCUUGACUCUCGGUGUCUCAGUGGGACUCUGGUGGCUGCUGACAGCUGAGCGAACCGCCUCAGCGUCGGUCAGAUCUGAUCACUUUCACUUCGCACUUCGGGGGCAUCGACCGGACCGCUUCUCUCCGCCGCCGUGUCCGUCCGUCCGUCCGGCCGGCAGACCCUGUAUGAGUCCAGCAGACAGCCUCCACCAUGCCGACCCUCCCCGGAGCCGCUCUUUGUUUGUUGACUCUGUGGCUUCACUCCUGCAUGUGUUCUCCCAGUUUCGAAGAUGAAGCUUUCACCAUUCAGCACUCGAGCUCAAAGAAGUGCCUCGCUUCAGGGACUUCGGCAGACCUGAUCCUCGCCACCUGCGACCCGAACAGCAGGUCCCAGCAGUGGCUGUGGGGCUACAAACGCCAGCUCUACAACCUGAACACGUCGCUCUGCCUGGCCUUCAACGUCCACACCAAGACCCCGGCCCUGGUGGACUGCGGCUCCAGCCUGCCGUUGGGGUGGCGCUGUGCGGCCGACGGAUCCGUUUACACCGUCUAUCAGAUGGGCCUGGUAGUCAGCGGAGGCAAAGUUGCAGCCAAACGGGACUCUAAUGACACGUGGGUUAAAGCAGGAUCUCAGGACAACAUCUGCCACAGGCAAGAUCGUGUUCCAGUUGUCCACACGGCCAAUGGAAACUCUUUCGGCAGCCCCUGUGACUUCCCCUUCAAAUACAACGGCAGCUGGCACUUCGGAUGCCUCCCUGAUGCAGACUUUAGUGGACUGUCCUGGUGUGCCACAACCUCAGACUAUGACCAAGACGGGAAGAGAGGACACUGUCUAACACCUGAGGAGGGUUGCAGCACACUGUUUGCCAGCCCUGAGGGGGAGUUUUGCUACGAGUUUGUAUCCAGUGCUGCGGUGACCUGGCAUGAAGCUUUGGAUUCAUGUCGCAGUCAGGGAGCCGAUCUGCUCAGUUUGUCUGAAGCCGAAGAUCUCAACUCCACAACCCUAUCGGGCGGCCUUCGCAACAUGCCUGAGAGGAUGUGGAUCGGCCUGCACCAGUUGGACUCUUCUCAGGGCUGGCAGUGGUCAGACGGCUCCCCGCUGUCUGUUUUGCGCUGGGAAAAUGGAAUGCCGAUCACCUCCAUGAUCAUUGAGUCAGACUGUGGAGUCAUGAACUCUAAAAGAAACUACGAAUCUGAGUCGUGCAACAAACGGCUGCCAUACGUCUGCAAGAAGAGUGCCAAUGCCUCUCGGACUGAAAAAACAGAGCCUUUAGAAUAUAAAGAAACCGUGUGUGCGGACGGUUGGGUCCCGUGGAGCGGCUGGUGUUACAAGUUAGUGAAGGACAAACCACAAGACUUCGCAGAUGCCCAACAACACUGCAACACCGCAGAGGGAGGAGGGGUUUUAGCCAGUUUCCACUCCAUUGACAGCAAAGAGAUGAUCAGCACCAAUUUCCACGCAGAGGACCAGACUUCGCGUGUGUGGAUCGGCAUGUUUGGUGUCGGCAAGAACCCCACUGUCUUCAGCUGGAAAGACGACGCACCAGUCACCUUCACUUACUGGGACCAAAACCAACCAGUCCAGCCCGAUCAGAAUACCAGCUGUGUCUUCUACUCUGGAAAGUUUCAUGGUUGGAGGGUUGGGGACUGCACACAGAAGCUACAGUUCAUGUGCCAGAAGAAAGGAGAGGUCAACGAAAGUGCAACACAAGACGGAUGUCGCUUUGAAGAUGGCUGGAGGAGACACGGCAACUCCUGCUACAAAGUGAACACGGAACAAGUGUCCUUCAAAGAUCACUGCAACAUCACCAUAAGAAACGGGUUUGAGCAGGCCUUUAUCAACCGGCUGCUUACAGAGCAGAUCGGCAAGAAGACUCAGAAUUUCUGGAUCGGACUGCAGGACGUCAAGAACACAGGAGAGUACCAGUGGGUGAGCCAGGACGGGACCCCGGGUGUGGUUGAAUAUACCAACUGGGGCUGGUUUCAACCAGAUCGAGAGGGAGGCUGUGCUGCCAUUUCCACAGCGAAACCGUUGGGCAAGUGGGAGGUGAAGAACUGCUCCCUCUUCAAAGCGGGCACCAUUUGUAGAAAAGACCUCGUUCCACCUCCGGCCCCGGAACCAGAACCCAGUGCUAAUGCCACCUGUCCUGAUGGAUGGGUGUCCAGGCAAAACAUCCGAUACUGCUACAAGGUGUUUCAAGAAGAGAGGCUGAGCAGGAAGCGCUCGUGGGAGGAAGCCAAGAGGUUCUGUGAGGCGCUGGGAGCCGACCUGCCCAGCUUCACAAACGACGACGAGAUGAGAGCUCUGCACAGCAUCAUGAGGGAGACUGUCAGUGAUAAUCGGUACAUCUGGGUGGGUCUGAACAGGAGAAACCCAGCUGAUCGCUCCUGGCAGUGGAGUGAUGGGCGGCCUGUGUCUGUGGGUAUUUUACACCCAGAUUUCCAAGAGGACGAUGCGUACAGUCGGGACUGCACUGCUUUUAAGACAUCAAAGAGCACCUUGAAGCACCUGGUUGUGUUUCUUCUCCACGACUUGCCUCACGUCCCUUUCUUCGCCACGCCGUUUCACUGCGACGCCAAGCUGGAGUUUGUCUGCCAAAUCCCCCGCGGAAAGACUCCGAAAACCCCAGAGUGGUACAACCCUGUUGGGCACCAUGAGACAUCAGUGUUCAUAGACGGAGCAGAGUUUUGGUUUGUUGAUAAGCCGAAGCUAAGUUUUGAAGAGGCAGUGCUGUAUUGCAAAGGAAAUGGCAGCAAGCUGGCUGCUCCACUGAGCUCCACUGCUGUCGCAAAGAUUCACCAGCAACUGGAAAAGUUGUCGAGUUCUUCCCAGGAAAACUGGUGGAUCGAUCUGCAACCUGGCCGGGUGUUCCCCAUGACGUACCACGAGAUGUUCCGUUAUCACUCACGUUUCCUGGGUAGAUGCACCUACAUCAGCUCUGCCAUUCCCUUUCCACAGUAUGAUGGCAGUUGCCAGCAGCAAUUUUCCUUUGUGUGUGAAAGACACAACAUCACGUCGGUGGAGAUAAACCCUCAGGAUCCUCAGCCAGGAGGACAGCCCUGCGAAAAAACUUCUCUGUCCUUCAGAAACAAGUGCUACACAUUGAUGAAGAGCUUGAAGCCUCUGUCGUUCACGUAUGCCAGCGAGGAAUGCCAGUCGGUGAGAGGAACCCUGGUGUCCAUAGCAGAUCAGGUGGAACAAGACUUCAUCAACACCCUCCUGCCAGGCAUGAGAAAUAUGGACAAAAUCUGGAUUGGUCUGAAGCUGAAGCAGAGCAACUCUUUAUGGACUGACGAGACUUCAGUUAACUACAUUAACUUUAACCCUCUGCUGGUGGGCAUGCACAAGGCCAUAAAAGUCAACAAAUGGGAUCAAGAGAGUAUGGAUUUGUGUGCGUACAUGAUCAACAACCCCAGCUCUGACAUGCUGGGUACCUGGGACUACUCUUCCUGCACCCAACCUCAGAGUUUGGCCAUUUGUCAACAUUAUGCAGACAAAGUCGCGGAGCCUCAAAUCUCUACGGCGCCCUUCCAGGUCAAUAACCACACCAUCCAACUGCUGGACCAAAACCUCACCUGGUUUGAGGCUUUAGAGCAGUGCAGGAGCAACAACAUGGAUCUGGCAAGCGUGGCCGACACUCUGCUGCAAUCCACCCUCACCGUGCACGUGAGCCGUGCACAGAAACCCAUGUGGAUCGGCCUGUUUAGUGACGAUGACGGGAAUCACUACCGCUGGACCGACAACAGUCACACCGUGUUCAGUCGCUGGCCCUCUGAAGUCUCCACCAGCGGAUCAUGUGUUUACCUGGACACCGAUGGCUUCUGGAAAGCCACCGAGUGCGAGGAGGAGCUCGGAGGAGCCAUCUGCCACAAACCACUCGAGGAGGUCAUCACCACACCAAAGAAUGCUGCAGUGCAGUGUCCCCAUCAAAUUAACGGUCCAAACUGGAUCCCUUUCAGGAACAACUGCUACUCCUUCCAGCUGGUCGCCUCCAGAUGGCAACAGGUCGAUGAGGGGCAAAUCCAGGAAACCUGCAAAACCCUUCAUGAAGACGCAGGCAUCCUAACUAUCCGAAAUGAAGAGGAGAACGAGUUUAUCAAGAGCCAGCUUGUACCGUUCCAAUCCUUAGCCCAGUUUGUUUGGCUGGGAAUGUUCAUAGAUGACAUCGAUAACCAGACAAAGUGGUACGAUGGCACAAAUGUCCAAUAUUCUAACUGGGCGAAAGGCCGACCGGAUGUAGAUGGACCGUUCAUGGCUGGUCUCACCACAGAGGGCACCUGGAUUCUCGUCACAAACAUAAAGUUAUACUGGGAGUUCAAACAAAAGACCAUAGUGACCUGCAAACUGGAUUUUGAACCCAAGCAGGAGUACAACAAGUCAUCCAAAGAUUUUCAGCACUACGGCAGCUUGACCUAUGAGGUCUUGACCCAGAAGUUGACUUGGCAGAAGGCUCUGGAAGAGUGCGAUCGUCGUGGCGGCCACCUGGCGAGCAUCCACGACCUCCAGCACAACGCACACUUGAAGCUCAUCGCCAAGACAGACGGAUUCAGGCUCUGGAUCGGCCUGUCGAACCAUAAUGUCAGCGGCUCAGCUUAUGAGUGGUCUGAUGGAACAAAGUUUGACUACAACCACACCAUCACUGAUGAAUCCAAGAUGUCCAACUCUAGCAACCAAGAGCCCAGCUGUGUUUAUAUAACCCCUGCUGGAACAUGGGUUCAGACCAGCUGCAAAACUGUGGUGGAUGGUGCCAUCUGCUACACCACCGCCAUCACCACCCCUUCCCAAAGAGCCAAACUGCAAACUGCCCCAAAAGACAACCACUGCCCUCAGAGCAACGGUGUGUCCAAGUGGAUUCAGCAUCAGGAUCACUGCUACGCCUUUGACGAGAGUUUCUACAACUACAGCAUCUACAGCAUGGAGCAGGCCAAGAGCAUCUGCCAGAAGAUUGAUGCUGAACUACUAACUAUCAAAUCCAAAGAGGAGAAUGACUUUCUUGCGAAGUACAUGUCGGAAAACCCUCUAAUCACCAAUCGAGUGUGGCUCGGAAUGGACCUUGAUGAGCAAGGUAAGCCUGUAUCCUGGCAGGAUGGCUCGGCUCUGGCUUUCGCUAACUGGAAGUCCGAAGACCAGCUUAAAGAGAAGAAGUCCGAGCCCCAUUGUGCCAUCAUGAUGGCCGCAGAUAGCGGGACUUGGAGCCUGGUCAACUGCAAGUCUGCCGACAGUCGUGUCGUCUGCAAAACUGGAACGAAUUCUGCAGGGACUCCUGUGGCGCUGGGUCUCUUUAUCAUCAUCAUCCUCGCUCUCCUUCUGGCCGUCGGCUUCAUCGUCUACAAGAAGAAGAGAUCCCAGUUUUCCUCCACCGUCCGCUACAAGAGGACCUUCGAUGACGCCACCAGUAUAGUAACCGAAGAUGACUGAGCUGGCUCCGGUAAUCAGCCUCAGGGAGUAUUGAUCCAUGUGCCUGCCUCGUGUGCUUUUUAGGAAUUCUCAGCUUGAGCGAAUGCAGCCUCCUUCCCUCCGUUUUUAAAAAAAAAUUAUUUAUUUUUCCUGCUUCAGCCUGGAAACUUUCCUGAAUUAAGUUUGAAACUGUAAAUAUUGUUUGGAAAUUGUGAACCGGUGCCAAUUGAGUUUCUUAACAUUGUGUUGCUUGGUAUUUAAGAGCACCGUGUUGACGUUCUGUACAUGCUUGGGCUGAUUCUCUCUGCUGAAUGUGGAUUUUUGAGUUGAUUUGUCGAAAUAUGCAGCCUGAUAAGAUCUGUGUUAAACUCCCAUUUAGCCUUAACAAGUGAAAUUGCACUGAUGCAUGAGUGACUCCAAAAUGUCUUAUUUUUUAUUUAUACUGUGUACAUGAAAUCUAAUCCGGUUUGAUUUACGGUACAUGUGGUGAACAAAAAUCAAUACAUUAACAAACUUUUAAAAAAACUAGUCACCUGAAAACACAAUACAAACUAUGUCUUUGACUCAGAGUGUUCAAUAUCCAGAGAGAGUCCCUUUUAAAUUGUAGUAACACUGCCAGAUCCCCCAUUCUACUAGCCAACUAAUUAAAGACUAAGGAUCAUAUCUGAACACUUAAGAGUUCUGCAAAUCACUUUAAAACUGUCUGGAUUGAGAGAUUACACUCUGGUCUAUCAAUACAUUUGUGUUUUUAGUUGGACUACGCCUUAAAAUAAGCACAUAUGUUUGUCAUGGAUGUAAACGUCACUGACUGUGCCUUCUAACAUCAUUUCCUCUGAUGAAAGUUGAGUUUUUACGCAGGAAAGGCUUUAUUGUUACUAUUUUUUUCUCUGAUUUCUAAAUGUGUUAAUGCCUAAUAGUUUUGAAACUAGUCUGAACUUUCCGUCCUACUGAUAAGCUGUAAAAGUGUGGGACGCCGUCUUAUCAUCAAACUAAAGCAGACGCCUGUCUGUAUAACUUUGUGUGGAUCUGACUUUACUAUGCACUUAACUACUGAGCAAGAGCGCACUUUAAUACGUUGCGGAGAUACAGUUUCUAUGUUUAAGCACAAAGUUUGGAGAGUUUUGACAGGUGUUCAGAUUGCACUGGUAUUUGCUGUAAAUGCUUUGUAAAUAUGUGAUGUUUGUUUUAUAACUGAGAUUGAACCAAAGAUGCUCUGAGUCCUUUGAAUGUCCGAAGCCUGAGCUUUCUUUUUUCAGUUUGAGGAACUGCCUCGGUGUGGCUUGUUAACCCAUUCAUGUCAAGAUGCAAACCAAAUGUUCUUACAUCACGUCACUCCUACACAGAUUAAUCAGUCCAAAUCAGGUACCAUAUCCUUCCAAUAAAAUUACGUCGUGAACCAA